This is a messenger RNA of Rhinolophus ferrumequinum (greater horseshoe bat), 597 nucleotides long. Its product is annotated as translation initiation factor IF-2-like. The transcript is spliced from 3 exons. The record is from RefSeq and is a predicted model, not a curated record. The coding region runs from base 1 to 534 and encodes 177 amino acids. NCBI's taxonomy places the organism in Eukaryota, Metazoa, Chordata, Mammalia, Chiroptera, Rhinolophidae.
AUGUCAGCCAAGCCCUGUGCAGCCUCUGGAAGCGUCUCCUUUCUACUGACAGCUUGUCCUUUCAGUCCCCACUCUCCAGCUGCAAACCCCAGGAAGGUGCUUCCCCGGGAUUUGUCACCUCCCGCGGAGGAACCCAGGGAGCACAGGGUCCCAAAGCCCGCCGGCGCUCGCAAUGCGGGGUCCGGGAGGCCCCGCCCCCGGCCCCGCCCCCUGCCCAGCCCUCCCUCGCCCAGUUCGCGGCUCGCGCGGCGGCGGCGGCGGCCACGGUCGCGGGCGCAGAGCGGUUCCGCCGGACGCGACGGGACGGGCGCCCGCGGAGAUUGGCCGGGUACCUCCCGCCCGACGCGCGGAGAGGGCGAGGGACAUUCCACCAAAAUUGGGGCCGCGGUCGCUCCAGCGAGACAGGAACCAGGUGAUGAAAUGGUCUCAGCCCAGGUGAACCCUCCUCCCACGUGUUCUCAGAGCCCACUCCUUGUUGGCGGGACUUCGGCUGCAGGCCGCGCGCGCGCUGCGCACUUGACUGUGGGAAGAUGAGUGCCUGCGGGGAGGAAGGCCCUGACCCUGCUGAGCAGCGUCUUUGCCGUCUGUGGCCUGGGG